UAAUUUUAUCAGAAACGUCAAUGACAAGUACACUCUAUUCAUCGUGGCAUUUCAGAAUUAUACGUUUAUAAAUACAAAUUACAAAAAAAAGAAAAAAUAAAUUACAAAUUUUUCGCAAAUGUAGAAAUAUAUCAGUCGCAUAUUCUCCUUAUAUACUAUUUAAAAUAAACUUAGGUUCAAAAAUGAGAUUAAAAUCACUUAUUGUGAAGUUUCUUUAUAUUCCUAAAUACUUGCUAAUUUAUUUGAUUGGACAUCCUGUAAAUCCAGUUAGAGACAUUUUUCGUUAUGCCACUAAAUGGGAAACAUUUUUAAUGCUCGCUGGAAUAAUCAGCAGUGUAGCAACGGGAAUAGCUGUGCCAUGGAAUGUACAAAUGUUUGGCAAAUUAGCUGGAGGAAUGGUUGAUGCUAAAUUGAAAAGCACAUUUGCAGAAUAUGGAAUUGACAUUUCCGAAUAUAUUCAUACUGAUGUGAUGGAAGCUGUGUCAACAUUUGCAGUGGGCACAAUCAUUAUCAGUUGUAUUUUAUUCAGUCUGUCUUACGUCAGUAUUUGUUUAUUUAAUUACACUUCACAAAGGCAAAGUCUUCGAAUAAGAUCCAUGUAUUUAAAAUCAAUUUUACAUCAAGACAUAAGUUGGUAUGACGUCAUGAGUUGCGGUGACGUCGCAAGCAGAUUAACAGAAGACGUCAUGAAAGUCGAAGAAGGAAUUGGGGAAAAAUUCAUCAUCUUUCUACACCACUUUAUAGCCGUAAUUGGAAGUACAAUCCUUGCAUUUUACAAUGACUGGAAACUCGCCUGUAUUUGCAUUGUACCAUUCAUAGUAAUUGUAAUAAUUCUUUAUUGCGUUGCAAAGGCAACAGCAAAAAUGACUCGAAAGGAAGUUGAAGUUUACGCACAAGCAGGUUCUAUAGCCGAGGAAUCACUGUCUGCAAUAAGAACAGUUGUUGCAUUUGGAGGACAAAAACGAGAAUUUCAAAGAUAUACAAAAAAUCUUUUAUCCACCUACAAGAAUAAUCUAAAAGCCGUCUUAUUAUCGGCUUUAGAAUUUGGUUUAAUUUGGUUCUCCACCUAUACAACAUACUCAUUUGCAUAUUGGUAUGGAGUUGAAUUAAUUCUGCGAGAAAGACUUCUACCAUUUGGAUCUCAAACUUUCACACCUCAAUCCAUGGCUAUAAUUUUCUUCAGCGAGAUGAUGGCGACUGUAAGUUUAGUGUCUGCUGCUGCGUACAUUGAAACUUACGGACUUUGCAAAGCAUCAGCAGCAAAAGUGUUUUCCAUCAUUGAACAAAAAUCGAGUAUCAAUAAUUUAUCGUCAAGUGGCAUAAGACUGCCUCAUGUUGAUGGAUUUAUAAAAUUUCAGAAUGUAUCUUUUGAAUAUCCAUCAAGACCUAAUGUCAAAGUUUUGAAAAACAUUAACUUAUCAAUAGAAAAAGGAGAGACUAUUGCUUUAGUCGGAAGUUCUGGAUGUGGGAAAUCUACAUGUAUUCAACUUGUGCAACGAUUUUACGACAUAAGUGGAGGACAGAUCUUAAUAGAUGGGUACGAUAUAAGGGAUUUCAAUGUAAAAUGGUAUCGCAAUCAAUUAGGAACGGUUAGUCAAGAGCCAAUCCUUUUCGAUACAACAGUAGCUGAAAAUAUUCGCUAUGGCAAUAUGACUGCUUCCAUGGAGGAUAUUAUUAUGGCAGCUAAGGAAGCAAAUGCUCAUCAUUUCAUUAUGAAUCUACCUUAUCAAUAUCACACACUUGUAGGUGAAGGAGGAACGAAAAUAUCUGGAGGUCAAAAGCAAAGAAUUGCUAUAGCAAGAGCUUUAGUAAGAGAUCCAAAAAUUUUACUUCUGGAUGAAGCAACUUCUGCUCUUGAUACUAAAAUGGAGGCUAAAGUCCAAGCUGCAUUGGAUAAAGUACACAAGGGAAGAACGACAAUUAUUGUUGCUCAUCGAUUAUCAACAAUACGAGGAGCUGACAAGAUAAUAGUGCUUAUGAACGGAGAAGUUGUUGAACAGGGAAAUCAUGACUACUUAAUGGGUCUGAAAGGUCAUUAUCAUUCACUAGUUACUACACAGGCGACAAGCAUUGACUCAAUCCAAGUAAAGGAGGUGAACAAAUUUAUAAACAAAAAAGAAAUGAAUGCCAAUGAAAAUGAAGAUGAAUUAUGUGCUAUAUCGAAGAUUCCAUUUGAAGCAGCCAUUGAAGAGAUUCAAAAUGAAAUAUCGACAAUGAAAAUUCUAAAACUUAGCAAACCUGAAUGGGUUUAUAUUUCUUUUGGAUGUCUCGCUUCUAUUUUUGUUGGACUCUCUCCUCCAAUUUUUUCCACAUUCUUCGGAGAUGUUAUAGAUGAACUCUCAGGACCAGAUACAGAUUUAAUACGAAAGCGUACGAAAAUAUAUUGUGUACGUUUUAUACUAGCUGGUAUUUUCAUUGGACUAUCAAACUUUGCUCAAUACUAUUUACUUGGACUGGCCAGUGAAUGUACAACUCUAAGAUUACGAGGAUUAAUUUUUCAAGCAAUGUUGAAACAAGAGAUUGGUUGGUUCGAUAGACCGAUAAAUGGAACAGGAGCUCUUUGUUCUAAACUUUCAACUGAAGUCGCUGCAGUAAAAGGAGCAACUGGUCAGCGAAUUGGAAUAAUUGUACAAUCCUACAGCACAAUCGUACUCUCCAUUGCGAUGUCAAUUUACUAUGAAUGGAGACUUGGAUUACUUGGCACUCUCUUCAUUCCACUUAUAUUAAUAACAAAAAACCUUCAGAAUUUAAUGUACAAGGAAGAAACGUGCAGUUAUCAUAAAAAUUUGGAAAGGUCUACAAAGAUAGCAGUUGAAGCAGUGAGUAAUAUUAGAACUGUAAUUGCCCUCGGAAUACAGGAUAAUUGUUAUCAUUCAUACGUGGCAUCAAUGCAACCUUCACUUGCUCUUGCAAAACGAAAUACUCACUAUCGUGGGUUAAUCUUCGCUAUGGCUAGAUCAAUUUCAUAUAUUGCUUUAGCUUGCUGCAUGUACUACGGUGGAUAUUUAAUGAAAGAAGAAGGAAUUCCAUACUCCACUGUAUUUAGAAUCUCUCAAGCUCUAAUAAUGGGAACUGUUAUGGUUGCUUGUGCAUUUGCAUAUGUUCCAAAUGUUCAGAAAGGUUUGCAGGCAGCAGCAAACAUCGUGUCGAUUUUAGAAAGACCUCCAGAAAUCCAGAACCCAUUGGAAAUUAAGAAAACAGAGAAGUUCUACGGUCAAGUGGCGUAUAAAGACGUAGUAUUUAAAUACCCAUCAAGAAAUGAAGUAAAAGUAUUGGACGGUUUAAAUUUAAUGAUUCCAGCUGGAAAAACAGUUGCCUUAAUAGGUCCCAGUGGAUGUGGAAAAAGUACAAUGGUACAAUUACUGGAAAGAUUCUACGAUCCAUUAGGAGGAACAGUGAGAAUAGACAAUAAUAGCAUCGAUACCCUGUUGUUAAAUACUUUGAGAAUGCAGAUGGGUUUGGUGUCUCAAGAACCAACAUUAUUUGCAAGAACAAUAGCGGAAAAUAUUGCCUAUGGCGAUAAUACCAGGGAAGCGCCAAUGUGGGAAAUUAUAGAGGCAGCAAAACAAGCAAAUGCACAUGAAUUCAUUACGACUUUACCUCUUGGUUAUGAAACAAAACUUGGCGAUAGAGGAACUCAACUUUCCGGAGGACAAAAGCAGAGGAUCGCCAUUGCUAGAGUUCUAAUUCGAAAUCCUAAAAUUCUCUUGUUGGAUGAAGCUACAUCAGCAUUGGACUCAGAAAGUGAAAAGGUUGUUCAAGCUGCACUGGAUAAAACGAGGCAAGGAAGAAGUUGUAUUUUAAUAGCGCAUAGACUUUCAACAGUUGAAAAUGCCGACGAGAUAUGUGUUAUAAAUGAAGGUCAAAUUAUCGAAAGUGGAACACAUAAAGAACUUUUGGAAAAGAAGGGCGCAUAUUAUGAAUUACUAUGUUUACAAAAUAUACGACGUUAAAUAAUUAUUAAAUUUAGUCAUUAAAUUACAAUAGUUUUUAAACAAUCUUUCAACAUUUUUUUUAAAAAUGAAAAUGGUCUGAUAAAAAUAAUAAUCAACACAUUUCUUACGUAAGUUUAGAAUUUUAACUUUAUCUAAAAUCUUAUGUGUUUAAUAGUAAGAAAACUGAAUCUUGUAGUUUGUAUUAAAGUAUUUAAAUAAGGGAAUACUUUUUCAGAAAUUAUAACUUUUUCUUCUUUA
Leptopilina heterotoma is the source of this 4193-nucleotide messenger RNA. It is a transcript of the gene Mdr50, whose product is annotated as ATP-dependent translocase ABCB1. The transcript has 18 exons. Lineage: Eukaryota; Metazoa; Arthropoda; Insecta; Hymenoptera; Figitidae. Gene Ontology annotation, cellular component: membrane. The coding region runs from base 183 to 3953 and encodes 1256 amino acids. Gene Ontology annotation, molecular function: ABC-type transporter activity; ATP binding; ATP hydrolysis activity. Gene Ontology annotation, biological process: transmembrane transport. The record is from RefSeq and is a predicted model, not a curated record.